Zingiber officinale is the source of this 2143-nucleotide messenger RNA. Its product is annotated as ferredoxin C 2, chloroplastic-like. The record is from RefSeq and is a predicted model, not a curated record. Lineage: Eukaryota; Viridiplantae; Streptophyta; Magnoliopsida; Zingiberales; Zingiberaceae. The transcript has 7 exons. Gene Ontology annotation, molecular function: iron-sulfur cluster binding. Bases 73 to 657 code for a protein of 194 amino acids.
CGCCAGAAAGAAAGUAAAAUGAAAGCGGCAGCAGCGGCCGCGAAGGAAAAGCGAACGCCGCCUCGUUGAGGAAUGAACACGGUGGCGACGCCGUUCUCGGCGAUGGUCCACCCAUUCGCUCCGGCCGCCUCCUCAAUCUGCCUCCGCCAGGGCCAAGCACGACUUCAAAAUCCUCUCUUUCGCCCCUGCUUUCGUCAGAUUAGGAGGCCAUUGAGAUCCGCGCGCGGAGAGCUGCAAACCUCGGAGCCCUCAACGGCGACGACAGCUUCGACUUCUAUAAGGACUCAUCGGGUCACUGUUCACGACCGUCAGCGCGGCGCGGUCCACGAAUUCCUUGUGCCGGAGGAUCAAUACAUACUGCACACGGCGGAGGCGCAGAACAUAUCCCUCCCCUUUGCUUGCAGGCACGGUUGCUGUACUAGCUGUGCUGUUCGAGUAAAAUCUGGUCAAAUUAGACAACCAGAAGCUCUUGGAAUAUCUGCAGAAUUGAAAGAUAAGGGUUACGCAUUACUCUGUGUGGGUUUUCCAUCUUCUGAUAUUGAAGUUGAAACUCAAGAUGAAGAUGAGGUGUACUGGCUCCAAUUCGGGCGGUAUUUUGCGCGAGGCCCAGUUGAAAGAGAUGACUAUGCCUUGGAGCUGGCUAUGGGCGAUGAAUGAAUGGACAAUUGGAAAGAUCAACUAUUACUCAUAAUCUGCUGAGCUUUUCUUUCCUGAUUGUGUCUUUGAUCUAGUGUGUAUUACACGUACCUUUACUCGAUCCUCAUAUUAAAUAUCAAUCUUCGCUUGUUUGCACAAAAAAAUUGCGUUUAGGAAAUCUAUAAUUUGUAGCUGUUUGCAGAUCUUACAAUUCCCUUCAAUAUCAAAGUUAUGUUGGCUAUAUAUAUUUUCUACUAGCUGCUACAAUAUAUUCAGAUCUUACGGCUUCGUGUAGCAGAUCAAGGUGAGUUCUGAUGGAGUCAGAAAUAUUUAUUAAGUCGAUUACCUGAAUAUUUAUUAACUUGUAAAAGUUAAUUUAGGUUUUUGUAUUUAUGAAUUGUAUCUAAUUAAAAAUUGUUAAAAUGAUCCUAAUUAGGUUUUAAAUUCAGGUUUUUAUUAUAAAUAACUUAGGCAUGAAUUGACUGUAUUUACAUAUUGUAGAUUUGAAGGGAUAGUCACAAUCUUAUAAUAUUGAAAAUUUAAUAUAACAUUAUAACUUAUACCUUAAUUCAGAGUAUAUUAAUAUAAUAAUAGCAUCAUCAAUAAAGAAUAAAAUAUGUCACUAAUGGUUUGGAUGCGUGAUGUAUCAAGCGGGUCGGAUCACACCCCGAUCCGCUAUGCUGCGUAAUAAUAACGCCCGCGGAAGCCGGAGAGGGGUAAAAGAGCCGCAAGGGUAGAGAUCUCCUCUUUUAGAGCACGACAGGCUGCGGGAAAUCGAAUCGAAGAGCGGAGGAGGUUCCAUGGAGGGGUGGGAUUCGAGCACGAAGUCGGCGCUGACGCAGAUCCCUCUCCUCUCGACGAGGGCGGGACCUCGAGACGGUGCGGCCUGGACGCAGCGGCUGAAGGAGGAGUAUCGCGCACUGAUCGCCUAUACCACCAUGAACAAGUCCCGCGACAAUGACUGGUUCCGUAUCUCCGCCGCCAAUCCCGAGGGCACGCAUUGGACUGGCACCUGUUGGUACGUCCACAACCUCCGACGCUACGAGUUUCAACUGCAGUUCGACAUCCCCGUCACUUAUCCCGCCACCGCCCCAGAGCUGGAGCUACCGCAGCUCGACGGAAAGACCCACAAGAUGUACCGAGGUGGCAAGAUCUGCCUCACCGUCCACUUCAAGCCACUCUGGGCCAAGAACUGCCCUAGGUUUGGAAUUGCUCACGCCCUUUGCCUGGGCCUCGCGCCUUGGCUCGCUGCUGAGGUGCCAAUUCUUGUCGACUCUGGCGUAGUCAAACACAAAGAUGACGAGCCUUCCUCAUCGGAAUCCUGAUGGUUUGUCUCUCAUGGCCAUUAAAGCUAAGCAUUAGAGCAAGUAUAGAUUUCUUAAACUGAUUUAUAAGUUUGCUUAAUGUUACAGUAACAAUUGAAUUUCAAUAGCUGUGUUGUUCCGGAUUAUGUGUGUGCCGUCCUUUUGAUGAAACUAAUAAAACUUAAAUCUUUUAUUUUGUCCAA